CUGACACCAUCUGUUUCUACAUAGACUCGUUGCUGAUGCACAGGAGACAUUCAGUUGGGCGUUUGUCGAGUUCUUUUUUCAACACGACUCUAAUGAUUUUGUUAGAUUCCGCGUCCUCUGCUGCCCACAUGUGGGAACGAGCUGGAGUGAUUUCCAUCUCUACAGCUUGAUGACUGAACAUGGGCUGUUGGCUGUUGGAUGAGAAGACCUUCACUCGCUGCUGUCGGCUCCUGCUGCAGAAGUCAGAGCAGCUUAGGGAUGGCUGGAGCUGGGAGCCAGUCCAGGGGACCGAGGAGGGCUAUUUACGGAAAACUACACUGAAGCCAUCCGUCUUAUGUUCCUGCUCUGACCUCAGAAAAUCUGGUUCUGAUCCGGAACUACAUGACCAAGUGUCUUUGGAUGCUGCUUGCGUCCCAGGCAUCACUGGAAUUGAUGAUGAGGACGAUGAAGAUGGUUCUGCAUGUAGAGCCCCUGGCUGCAGUCAGGUUCUUCAAUACGAGUAUCAUGUUCUCUACUCCUGCAGCUAUGGGACACCUGUACUUUACUUCAGAACUUCUACCCUAGAGGGGAGGAGUCUGUCUUUGGAGGAGGUGUGUAACUCUGUCCAUCCCAGCUUCCGAACAAGACUCCAACUCAGUCCUUUGAACACUAUUACCCAACAGGAGCACCCAGUGCUGGGCCAACCUUUCUUCAUGCUGCAUCCAUGUAGGACAGAGGAAUUCAUGAAACCCAUUGUAAUGGAAGCGCACAACCAGAAAAGAUCUAUGAACUACGUCGUGACCUGGCUCAGCGUGGUCGGUCCACUCGUGGGAUUGGAUGUUCCUCUCAAGUACUGCAGUAUCCCUUGACUACAAUCACAAACACAACACAAUUCCUGAAUUAUGACUCCGACAUAAGUUUUGUAUGGUGCUUGUGCAAAAUGAAGCGUGUAAUUGUCUUGAGAGGAAAUUGAAAUAAACUAUUUAUUAAG
Messenger RNA from Synchiropus splendidus (mandarinfish), 970 nucleotides. RefSeq names its product ATG10 autophagy related 10 homolog (S. cerevisiae) (gene atg10). Gene Ontology annotation, cellular component: intracellular anatomical structure. The coding region runs from base 180 to 848 and encodes 222 amino acids. The transcript is spliced from 8 exons. Gene Ontology annotation, biological process: protein lipidation; macroautophagy; protein modification by small protein conjugation. NCBI's taxonomy places the organism in Eukaryota, Metazoa, Chordata, Actinopteri, Syngnathiformes, Callionymidae. The record is from RefSeq and is a predicted model, not a curated record. Gene Ontology annotation, molecular function: Atg12 transferase activity.